CUGUCUAAAGAAGUUUUCAUUCAAUGGCGGAAGAGAAGAGCUUCAAGUACGUUAUCUCAGGAGCUGAUAUAUCUGCCGGUUAUGCGGCCAGAGAAUUUGCCAGGCAGGGCCUGAAGCAUGGUGAACUAGCAAUUAUAUCCAAUGAACCAGCAAGUAACAAAAUAUUUGGACUUGGAGAUAUUGACAUAGAGACCAAUACUAAUCUUUCAAAGAACUACAUAUGUGGUGGUCCUGGUGGAACUGGGGAAGAGAGUCAAAGCCAUCAAUGGUACAAAGACAAAGGUAUCGAAUUGAUUCUAAGCACAGAGAUCAUCAAAGCAGAUCUUUCCACGAAGAGUUUUUUCAGUACUGGUGGAACAAUCUUCAAAUACCAAACUUUGAUAGUUGCAACUGGCUCUACCGUGAGCACCAUCUCUUCCUCUGUUGACCUUCUUGUUAUCUAA
Messenger RNA from Brassica oleracea var. oleracea, 443 nucleotides. Its product is annotated as probable monodehydroascorbate reductase, cytoplasmic isoform 1. Lineage: Eukaryota; Viridiplantae; Streptophyta; Magnoliopsida; Brassicales; Brassicaceae. Gene Ontology annotation, cellular component: cytoplasm. The record is from RefSeq and is a predicted model, not a curated record. Bases 24 to 443 code for a protein of 139 amino acids. Gene Ontology annotation, molecular function: oxidoreductase activity, acting on NAD(P)H. The transcript is spliced from 5 exons.